UGUAUAAUUAAACAGUGAACUUCAAUUAAAGUGUUUAAUUCUAUAUAAAUACACUUGCUUUCCAGAUAUACGGUUAGUGUUUUGAUAUAUAGUUAAACGUCAUGACGAAUCGUAAAAAUAACACUGCAAUUCGUACAAAGAAGUCUACUAUUGAAGGAAAAGUAUUUGAAUUACGUGAAUCACCUUUAACACAACUUUCACACAGUGCACAUUUUGCUACAAUCAAAAACGUUUUCUACGCAACAUUAUUGGGGUUUAUUGUUAGAGAUGUUAUUUAUAGUUUUGUUUUAAAUCAAAAGGUUACUUACGGUUUAGAUGCAAUUCAACAUGGAUUUGUUAAACUUCCGACAAUGUUAAUGAUUUGGUGUAUUUUGUUUGGAUUAAACUUAUUGACUUAUUUCUCUUUCAAAUUAUGGAGUAAUUUAAGAAUGCAAUUUUCCACUAUACAUUGCACAAGUUUAAAUUGGAGAGUGCUAGCUUUGGAUUGUACCUUUUUUGUAACAUUUUUCUUGUACUUUAUAGGUACUUUAUGUCUGCUACCAUUUGUUAUAAGAAGCGUUACAUUCGGGAUGGCUGCUGCAUCCGCUUUGUGUAUGGAACAGAUUCGGUUGCUUAUGAAAUCUUAUGCUUUUAUACGAGUAAACGUGGCGAGCUUACUGAAUCAUAAAGAACAUAGCGAUCAAAUAUUAUUCCGACCUACUUUCGAACAUUAUUUGUAUUUUUCUUUCGCACCAACUCUUAUUUAUCGGCACGAAUAUCCGCGUACCACAACGAUUAAUUGGUUGUUUGUAAUUAAAUGUUUCUUUGACUUUUUUGCUUCCAUUUGGAUAGCAAGUUACAUAUUCGAAACAUUUUUUCUUUAUAGAAUACAUAAUAUUGAUAUAAGUAAAAAUUUCUGGAAUCAAGUUCUUCAAAUUAUUAUGGAUUCAGCAUUACCUGGUUUAAUUCAACUAGCAAUGCUUUCCUUUAUUUUCUUACAUUGUUGGUUAAACGCUUUUGCAGAAAUGUUACGAUUUGGUGAUAGACAAUUCUACACAGAUUGGUGGACCAUAACAAACUUUACAGCGUACUUUCGAAAAUGGAACGUAAUUAUUGGGGAUUGGCUCCACGAAUACGUCUACAAAGAUUUCCGCGAAAACAUAACGCCAAAUUCAAAAAGUAUAUCACGUAUCAUGGUUUUCUUAAUAUCAGCCGUUUUUCAUGAAUAUAUCAUGACAGUUAUUACCCAACAUUUUUUUCCUUUAAUGUUUGUAAUAUUAUUCCUUACUGGUAUAGCACUUCCCUAUCUCAACUUUAAACAUCCAAUCAUUAACAUUAUUUUCCUUUAUUGUACCGGAAUAGCAUGCGGAACACUUUUGAUAUUUUACACUGUUGAGUUUGUAGUUAACAGAAAGUGUUCGAUAACUGAAACUGGUGUGAUGAAUUAUUUGGUUCCUAAGAUUUUUAGAAAUGAAUGUGUUUAUGAAAUUAUGUUUAAAUAAAACGUGGUUAUAAAUGUU
Messenger RNA from Onthophagus taurus, 1499 nucleotides. Its product is annotated as sterol O-acyltransferase 1-like. Gene Ontology annotation, biological process: cholesterol metabolic process. NCBI's taxonomy places the organism in Eukaryota, Metazoa, Arthropoda, Insecta, Coleoptera, Scarabaeidae. The record is from RefSeq and is a predicted model, not a curated record. Gene Ontology annotation, cellular component: endoplasmic reticulum membrane.